UGCGGACAAGGCCUACCUCUGUUCCCCAAGUUAGGUCUCCUCCCAGACAUUGUGAAGAUUGCUGUGCACGGAAGACCUGGGGCGGGUGUCAGGCGACUGUCUCUGUGAGAGGAUUGCGCCCUUUAGCAGUAGCAUAGAUUUUGGUUCUUCUGAGAUCCAGGUUCUGUCUCCUCCCUCCCCCACUCCCCGCUCUCUCUCCAUCUCUCUCUACCCCACCCCCAACCCUUCCCUCUCCUGUGCCCCUCUCCCUCUCCUACCCCGCGCUUCCCCCGACCCCCGCCCUGGUAGUUUAAUUUUUUCCGAGCGCCGCGUUACCCACUUUCUCUUUCCCUGCCCCCAUAGUUUCUCUUGUAGGCCUUCCCCGGGAAUGGGGAGAAGAAAGACAAGAAUAGUUCUCUGCAGAGUGGGCAUAAAGCCUGUCACAUGCCAGCAUAAGAGGAAGUGAGAUUAAGCUAUAGAAAAGUUGUGCAACGUAGUGGAUAGUCUGCCGUGGAAUCACCCGGGUUCCAGUGCUUCCCAUGUUAUUAGCUGUGUGGCCGUCUGGAAAGCACUUAACCUAUUAGCUCGUCAGGAGUAUCCUCAAAGAACAGAAAAACAUCGCCCUAAAUUAUAAACGUUAGCAUCGCUAUAGUGAUCCAUCUUUUGCUAUACAAAUUUAGAAUGGCUACAUCCUUUAACCCUGAGGCUCUGGAAGAGCAAGAGGAUCUUUUUUUAGUGAAAGAGGAAGCACAUUAUUGGGGGCAAGAAUCAAGCUUGCAACAUGAUCGCAGCACAAGCGAGCUCUUCCGGCAGCAUUUCAGGCAGCUCUGCUAUCAGGAAACGCCUGGGCCUCGUGAAGCUCUAACUCGACUUCGUGAGCUUUGCCACCAGUGGCUGAGGCCGGAGAUGCACACUAAAGAACAGAUUUUGGAGCUCUUGGUAUUGGAGCAGUUCUUAACUAUCCUACCCAAGGAUCUGCAGACCUGGGUGCAGGAUCAUCAUCCAGAGAAUGGAGAGGAAGCAGUAACUGUCCUGGAGGAUUUGGAAAGAGAAAUUGAUGAACCAGAAUACCAGGUCCCAGCCCAUGUACAUAGACAGGAAAUUGUCUUGGAAGAGAUGGCACCUAUGGGAACAUCAAGAACAUCAACUGAGUCACUGACUAUCCAUCUCAAUCCCAGGAAAACCCAGCUGAAAUGGAAAUCUUGGGAACUUUAUCCAUUACAAGAGAAUGAUGAUGAAACCAGAACUGAAGAUGUGGGGUCAAUUCAGAAGGAAGAAGUUUCCAAAGACAUGGAAGCACUUGGGGAUAUAUAUGGCAGACUCAGUGGGCACAUUUCCUGGGAUCCUGUGUUCAGAGAAGGCUUUGAAUCUGAGGGCAGAUCAGAAUGGCAACAGGAAAAUCUUGCUGAGAAAAGACGACACAAAUGUGAUGAAUGUGGGAAAGGUUUCAGUCAUAGCUCAGACCUUAGUAAACAUAAGAGAACCCAUACAGGGGAGAAGCCGUAUAAAUGUGAUGAGUGUGGAAAAGCCUUUAUUCAGCGUUCCCAUCUCAUUGGACAUCAGAGAGUUCACACUGGAGUGAAACCCUAUAAAUGUAGAGAAUGUGGGAAAGAUUUCAGUGGUCGAACAGGCCUUGUUCAACAUCAGAGAAUCCACACUGGAGAGAAACCCUAUGAAUGUGAUGAGUGUGGGAGACCCUUCCGUGUUAGUUCAGCUCUUAUUCGACAUCAGAGAAUCCAUACAAACAAGUUCUAUUGAUGAAAAUCAUAAAAACUUUCACUAAUAGCUGAAGCUAGACAUAUAAUCAAAACAAGACAGAGAUUUUAUGAAUGUCCAAUGUGGGAAAAUAUCAUUAACCAUUGAAACCUUAUCUGGAAUAAGAGAAUCCAACAGAGCAUUUUUGUUUGUUUUAAUUUGCCAGACCAAUUUGGUGGGGGGAGGAAAGGGUGAGAGAUGGGGACUAGGGCAAAUGAUGUUUUAAAAGGCCAACAUUGUCCUUAAAUUGAUUUUAGAGAAAGCUGUUUACCUCAUAAUAUUUUCUGGAAUGAAUGGCUAUGGAGACUAAUACUCCAUCAUUCAACCUCUCUCCCAAAUGCCUUCCAUUCUUGACUGCAGUGGUAAGUCAAUGUGUGACUUUAGCUAAGUCACAUUCUGUGCCUCAGUUUUACCUUCUUUAAAUUGUGGAAGUUAAUCCCAGCACUAUUCACAGGUAUGUUGUGAGAAUAAACUCAUAGUCAAUGGAAA
Messenger RNA from Trichosurus vulpecula (common brushtail), 2223 nucleotides. RefSeq names its product zinc finger and SCAN domain containing 16 (gene ZSCAN16). The coding region runs from base 661 to 1737 and encodes 358 amino acids. Lineage: Eukaryota; Metazoa; Chordata; Mammalia; Diprotodontia; Phalangeridae. The record is from RefSeq and is a predicted model, not a curated record. The transcript has 4 exons.